AUGCGUCUUUCAACCAUCAUCCUGGCAGUGUCUGCAGUGACCCUAGUUGCAGGCGUCAAUGCCCUGUGUGAGGCUGCAAAUGUAGACCAGGCGAUGGUAAUGCCGCUCACGUACGCUAACUCUGUGAGUGAGGAUCUGAACAACGCCGACGGGAAGCGGUACCUGCGGAGUUCCGAGAACGAAGAGAGGUUGGGCGGCGCUAACAUGUUUAACAUCAAGAAGCUUGAAGAUGCGUUGAACGACACCACCUACGCGAAAACGCUGUUCCGUAGAUGGAAGCGAAGCGGAGUCAACGAGGACACGAUCACUACGAAGUUUAAGAAUUUGCAGAUAUCUUUGGAUGAGAACGCUCUCGAGUUGAUCCAGAGUUAUCGCAUCUGGCUCAACGCGCACGCUACCAAAACGAAUCCGAAGCUAUUUGACAGAGCGAAGAUUAAGAAGGCACUGGAGGACGGCACGUACGCGAACGUGUUGUACGGCAGAUGGAAGCGUUAUGGAUUUGAAUCGGACGACGUCUUCAAGAGGUUUCAGCGUAUGGGGGUCAACAAGGACGAUAACCUGUAUCAGGUCUACAAGAAUUACGUCACCUGGCUGAACGUUCACCACCCACUCAAGAAAUCUACGCUAACUACGCCCGAAGCGUUCUUGUUCUACCCGUCUAGAAUUCAAAGGGCCAAGUCGGAUCCAGCAUUUGCUGAAACGCUGUUCGCCAAAUGGAAAAGUAGCGGGCUCGACGAGGGUCCUGUCUACAAGAAGUUAUGGGAUAUGGGCCUAAAGAAGGACAAUGCCAUCUACAAGCUCUACACGGACUACGUUUUGUGGCUUGACAAGCAUUUUCCGUUACCAGCGAAGGCUACUAAUUAG
Molecule: messenger RNA, 864 nt
Organism: Phytophthora infestans T30-4
Lineage: Eukaryota; Oomycota; Peronosporomycetes; Peronosporales; Peronosporaceae
Product: secreted RxLR effector peptide protein, putative
Exons: 1
Coding region: 1-864 (287 amino acids)
Source: RefSeq, a predicted model, not a curated record